Molecule: messenger RNA, 1927 nt
Organism: Gadus chalcogrammus (walleye pollock)
Lineage: Eukaryota; Metazoa; Chordata; Actinopteri; Gadiformes; Gadidae
Product: noggin-3-like
Exons: 1
Coding region: 620-1300 (226 amino acids)
Biological process (GO): negative regulation of cell differentiation; osteoblast differentiation; dorsal/ventral pattern formation
Source: RefSeq, a predicted model, not a curated record
AUUAUUAUUUGGGUCCGCUUAGAGGCGCCCCCAAUUUGCCGUGAGGGAGGGACCCGGACAGCAGCGCACCGUGGCGGUCUGUCAGGGAAACAUGAGGACGGUAACUAACCAUCACACGUCGCUGCGCUCCCGUCGCUCUUUGACGCUGACCGCGACGCGCGCAGUAGGAGUCCCGGAGGAAAGAUCAUCCCCCGUCAGAUCCCACCUCUGAUGCCGACGUCCCGCAAGAUUGGAGCGUUUGUGAGUGCAUCGCCGAGGAGGACUACUUUCUCUCUCAAGGGAGGCAGGUCAUGGACUGGGAAACAGAAACGCAAGGACAUUUCUGCUCUAAGUGAAAACCUCAACAUCAACUUGACUCUCCCUCACUUGAGCGUUGCUAUGGUAAUCCGCCAGCAGCGAUUUGAAACUUUCUGAGAAGUUUUUUGGGGAGCAUCACUGCGUUUUUGCGCACCGAGGAUUUUGGAGUGCGUCUUUGCGCGCUCUCUGUUAUCAUUUUGAUUCCAAAUAAAAAAAAAAAACACUUUUAAGCACCACACCCGAGGCGAAAACGAGAAGGACCUAGGAUACCUGAAACCAUACCAGUGGGCAUACUCAUCACUUGGGACCCGACAUCGAGGCGAUGGAUAACUCGUACUGUUUCUUGGCUGUGUACAUGCUGGUACUCUCGCUGGGCUUCAGGAUAGAGGAGGGCAUGUGCCAGCACUACUAUCUCCUGCGUCCCAUUCCGAGCGACACGCUUCCCUUGGUGGGGAUUAAAGAGGAUCGGGACCCUGAGCUGGACCCUAAGGAGAAAGAUUUGAACGAAACGGAGCUGCGAAGUAUCCUGGGCAGUCAUUUCGACCCCCUUUUCAUGUCCGUCGCCCCGCUGGAGGACCGAUACGUGGGCAACGAGGACACCAGCGACUCGGAGGGGACGCGGCUGCAGCAGAAGCCCACCGGGCUGAUGCCCAAGGAGAUCAAGGCCAUGGAGUUCGAGAUCCAGCACGGGAAGAAACAGAAGCCCAGCAAAAAGCUGCGGAGAAGGCUGCAACUGUGGCUCUGGUCCUACGCGUCCUGCCCGGUGGUUUACGCGUGGCACGACCUGGGCCACCGCUUCUGGCCGCGCUACGUGAAGGAGGGCAGCUGCAACAAUAAGCGCUCUUGUUCGGUGCCCGAAGGGAUGGUUUGCAAACCUGCCAAAUCGGCGCAUUUUACCAUCCUACGAUGGCGGUGCAUGCAGAGAAAGGGUGGGCCGAAGUGCGCCUGGAUACCCGUGCAGUACCCCGUCAUAUCGGAGUGCAAAUGCUCCUGUCCAAACUGACACAGUGACUUUUGGACAAUUCUUUUUUUCUCAAAGUUCUAGAAGUCAUAGUGUAUUGUAUUGCUAUUUUUAUAUGCACUGUCCAAAGUGUAAGAAUGUAUAUUUGAUGUACAUGUUGUACCAUUUUAUUUUAUGAUAAAAAAAAACUUUGUAUAAAUGGUCAGUAUUAUUAAUAUAAUCAUUUCUACUGUAUUUGUUGUUUUGUGUAUCUCGCUUGUUGGUUGUUUUGUUGUUUUUGUAUAUUUAUACUGAACUUCGCCUUGCGAGGAAUGAAGUGCUGUUUUGUGAAGGACUCUGAGCUAUUUUCCAUUCUGAGAGGAAAUAGAAUAAUCUCACUGCAGAAUGAGUAGUAUUUACCCCAGAUUAACUUGAUUUAUACAUGUGAUUUGAUACAAUUUAUACAAAUGUAUUACAAAACGGAGGAAACUCAUACAUAACAAAAUACUGAAAUAUUUCAACGCUAUAAAGUGCCCAGGUAAUAUCGAAUAAUAUAGAUAAAAUCAAAUAUUCUGGAGGCGUUUUGAAUGCAAAUAUCCACACACACACACACACACACACACACACACACACACACACACACACACACACACACACACACACACACACACACACACACACACACACACA